AUGCCUGCAACCCCACAUAUUAUCCUGCUUCUGGGUGCUACCCUGCAGCAACGCGAUGCAGCCACGGUUCUGAUCGACGUGUACGGACCAUUGCAAAUUAUUCAGGAUGAGGAGAUUGAUCUGGAGGAUAGUCUGAACCAAGCCAUGAACGAUGCCAUCGCCCCUAGGCGUGGAAACGAGACUCAACUAGGUAUCCCGGUCUUUGUCAAUGCUGGGACAUCGGAAGUCCUUUAUGAUGCCAUCAUGAAAUUUGCUGAGAGCCUGAGGAAGAAUGGUAAUGAGGUUGAAGUGCUCGAAACUCCUAACGCAGCCAAUGUUCCUUAUCGGCUGGGUAAGAAUUGGAACCUGGAAGACGCUCAGGCUAUUUGCUUGGCGACUAUGACGAAAUUUCUCGAGAAAACCGGUAUUUGA
Aspergillus eucalypticola CBS 122712 is the source of this 411-nucleotide messenger RNA. RefSeq lists its product as uncharacterized. The transcript is spliced from 3 exons. Bases 1 to 411 code for a protein of 136 amino acids. NCBI's taxonomy places the organism in Eukaryota, Fungi, Ascomycota, Eurotiomycetes, Eurotiales, Aspergillaceae. The record is from RefSeq and is a predicted model, not a curated record.